AUGGAGCCUGGAUUCAACUGCUCUGACCUGUGUGACAGCUACUCCAGUUGGAACAGCCAGGCGCGGAGGCAGAGGACCCUGCAGGAUCUCUGCACGAUAACGAUUACGGCCUACGACAGCAGCAGUAAGACCUUCCCCUCCUCCUCGGCUGCCCUCCUGGGAGUUGUGUGGACUUUCCUCACCGGUGGAGUCCUGCUGGCUCUUUUCUUUCUUGUCUUCACAAUUCACUUCAGGAAGAACAGAAUUGUGAAGAUGUCCAGCCCCAAUCUGAACAUUGUGACACUGCUGGGCAGUGGCUUGACUUACGCUAGCGCUUACCUCUUUGGGAUUCCGGAGCAAAGUUUGUUUUCUGGAGUCUCAAUGGAAAUGCUCAUUCAGGUGAGGCUCUGCUUGCUGUGUGUUGGGAGCUCCCUGGUCUUCGGGCCCAUCCUAGGCAAAAGCUGGCGGUUGUACAAAGUGUUCACACAGCGCAGUCCAGAAAAGAGGGUGAUUAUCAAAGACCUCCAGCUGCUGGUGCUGGUGGUGGUGCUGGUGCUGGCAGAUGCCAUGCUGCUCACAACAUGGAUUUUCUCUGAUCCAGUUCAGUGCUUCCAAAGCUUCAGUGCAUCCCUGAGGGUGACUGACAAGGGCAUGACCUGUUCGGUGGGUAGGAUGCAGUUCUGCGUGUCUCUCUACUCCGAACUUUGGCUCAUUCUCAUUUUAGGGUUUAAGAGCAUCCUGUUGAUAUAUGGGACGUACCUGGCUGGUCUGACAGAUAAUGUCAGCGCUCCACCAGUGAAUCAGUCCUUGAUCCUCAUUGUUGGGGUCAACCUCAUUUUCCUUGCUGCUGGGACAGUUUUUUUAGUUAACUGGUUUUUCUACACUUGGCACAACCUGGUCUUUGGUUUUACAUCUGGAGGCAUCUUCAUCUGUACAACCACAAUCAAUUGCUUCAUCUUUGUUCCACAGCUCAGGCAGUGGAAAGCCUUUGAGGAAGAACAGAACCAAACCAUUAGCCACAUGGCAAAAUAUUUUUCCAGCCCCAGCAAGAGCUUCCACUCCUUGUACAGUGAAGAGCAGAUCUGCCAGCUGAUAGGGGAGAAGAACUCCAUGCAACGGCUGCUUACUGAGAAAAAUGCUGUGAUCGAAAGCCUCCAGGAGCAAGUGAACAAUGCUAAGGAGAAGCUGAUAAGGCUGAUGUCUGCAGAGUGCAGCUAUGAUUUGAUGGGCCUCGCUGUUCCUUCCACAUCCUUCUCCAUCUUGCCUCAGAACACAGGUAGCCAUGUUGAGUCCAGUGGCUGUGCCAUGGAAGCUGAAGGGCUGCAUGGAGACAAUUUUCCCCCUGGUCAAGAGCAGAACCCUUGGCACUGUCCCAGUCUCCCAGAUACACAGUGCAGUCCAGUGUCUGUUGGCAAACAAGUUUGUGUUGGUAUCAUCCAGAACCAUAAACAUGUAAAGCACCAAAACACUUCACCAGAAGAUCUUAGUUGCUAUGAGGCACUGUUUUGUAACCCUAUGGACAUCUCCAAAUACAGCUCUAAGGAUGUCCAAGAGCAAUGGAGGCCUCCAAACAACAAGAAAUGUAUCGACAAUCCACCAAUACCAUUGAGCCAGAAUCUCUCAGCAGUUGAUGGGAGAGCAGAGCAACCAGAGAGCUCAGCAGCAACCAAAGAGCAGCCCUCAAAGGUCAGUGAAAAGUUGCAGGAAAUCUUGCAAGAGCUGAGCAUUGGCGGCAUAGUUAGUGCCCAGGCAUCACCCAGGGGGCCUAGGCAACCCAGCCACAAUGCAGAACAUGAAAAGAGUGCAGCCUGGAGACCCUGGGAGGGUUACACAGGCAUCUGCACUUACCUUAGUCCUUACAGGACAAGACGGCGAAGAAGAAGAAUCCCAGUCCAUCCACCUUCCACCUACUUUCCUGCGUCCAUGACCCCACAAGCGUGGAGUCUCACAAACAAGGCAGUCAGCAGGACACAGAGCGGACAGAGCACUUGGAGCCGUCACGGAUUAACACAAACAUCUCUGGAUAAAGCAGGUGACACCAGUGAUGGAAGGUUCCUCUAUCAGCCAUCACCCUCCUCAUCAGUCAUCGACAAAAUGUGCAGCUUCCAGCUGAAGCAUAGGAAGAACUGGCCUGACGAACAAAGCCAUGAAGGGAACGGCCAAGUUUCAAACAAACACCAAGGCUCUGCCCAAGUGAAGAACUACAAUGCUCUGCUGUAUCCCCCCAGUCCCCUCAGCCUCCAGCAGCAGCAGGGGGAUGCUGGGAGGGACCUGGAACAACCCCUUGUGCCCUCCCUGUGCCUUUAUCCAGACUCUGAUUCCAGUAGCAGCUCGGAGGAGACGUUCAGCUGCUGCCACAGGCCUCACUGUGAAAUCUGCUUCCACAGCCCUGGUGACUCCAGUGACAGCUGCACCACUGACACAGACCCAGAGCCUGGCGGGUCCCUAGCCCACUGGGCAAAGCUUUAUGGCAGGCCUCAGCCCAUCGUGAACUUUAAAGAUGAUCUGAAACCCACGUUGGUGUAA
Messenger RNA from Emys orbicularis (European pond turtle), 2505 nucleotides. RefSeq names its product G protein-coupled receptor 156 (gene GPR156). Gene Ontology annotation, biological process: G protein-coupled receptor signaling pathway; gamma-aminobutyric acid signaling pathway. The transcript is spliced from 9 exons. Gene Ontology annotation, molecular function: G protein-coupled GABA receptor activity. Gene Ontology annotation, cellular component: membrane; G protein-coupled receptor heterodimeric complex. The coding region runs from base 1 to 2505 and encodes 834 amino acids. Lineage: Eukaryota; Metazoa; Chordata; Testudines; Emydidae. The record is from RefSeq and is a predicted model, not a curated record.